AUGCCGUGGAGAAGAGCGUGGGGAGCCUCGCAUCACCGGGGUGAGGAGCAGAUGGAUAUGAACGUUCCGUUUAAAAAAGAGAAGUUCGGGAGGGAUGAUCAGCCGUCUACGGAGGUGAAAGAAAUAAAGGUGGAAAAGGACGAAUCCUCUCUACGUAUCAGCACAGACGGACGCUAUAUGCCAAAUGACUCGGAGGGUCACCUCACUUUACCUUCAGAUAGUACUUCAGAAGAUAAUACCAUCACACAAUGUCCUCCAGUAAACCCUGUUAUUGAAAAUACGCGUCACAAACGUAACCAUGGGAACAGAUCGGUGGAUCCCUCUAAUAGCAAACAAGGUUCUUUGGGGGGUGAGAAGACCUUUCCGUGUCCCGAAUGUGAUAAAUGCUUCAGGCUGAAAGGCAUACUCGUGAGACAUCUCAUGGUGCACACCGGAGAGCGGCCCUACAUAUGUUCGGACUGCGGGAAAUCCUAUGCGAGGAAAUUGGAUCUUCUCACCCACGCAAAAACUCACACCGGCGAGAGGCCUUUUUGCUGUACGGUGUGCGGGAAAGGUUUCAUAGAGAAGCGGCGGCUCGUGGAACACGAGCGGGUGCACACCGGCGAGAAGCCUUUUUUGUGUACCGUGUGCGGGAAGAGCUUCGGAGAGAAAAAGCGGCUGGUUGAACACGAGCGGCUGCACACCGGCGAGAAACCGUAUUCCUGUUCCGUGUGCGGGAAAGGUUUUGGAGAGAAAAGGCGGCUCAUCGAACACGAGCGACUGCACACCGGUGAGAAACCUUUUCCCUGUACGGUCUGCGGGGAGAGUUUUCGAGGGAAAAAGUUUCUGAUCGAACACGAGAGGCUGCACACGGGUGAACUGCCUUUUAAGUGUUCCGAAUGUGGGAAGGAAUUUAGAACCAGAGGGGUUCUAAACCUACACCGGCAAUCCCACGCGAGAGGGCAGCCAUUUUCCUGCGCGCAGUGCGGAAAACGCUUCAAGUAUAGCAUCAGCCUCAGCCGCCACAAGAAACUUCACGCCCAGGAUAAUUCAUUGUCGUGCUCGGAGUGUGAAAAAACGUUUACAACCAAAUACGAACUUCAUCUGCAUGUGAGGGGUCACCAAGGAAAGAAGAUCUUUCCGUGCUCGGAGUGCGGGAAAAGCUUCUUAUGGAAUGCGGACCUUGUUAAUCACCAGAGAGUCCACACCGGGGAGAAGCCCUUUCCGUGUUCUGUAUGUGAAAAAUGUUUCUCAUCUAAAAACAUCCUCGAGGACCAUAUGAAGGUCCACACCGGCGAGAAGCCGUUUUCCUGUCCAGAGUGUGGGAAACGUUUCGCUCAGAAAGGAGGCCUCAAUCAGCACAUGAGGCGCCACACCGGUGAGAAGCCAUUUUCGUGUUCUCAAUGUGAUAAACGUUACUCGGAGAAAGGAAGCCUCGACUACCAUAUGAAAUGCCACACUGGUGAGAAGCCGUUUUCCUGUGAAAAGUGCGGGAAAGGUUUCAUAUUACAACAGCAACUUCUCAGACACCAGAGAAAGUGUACGGGGGAAGGUCCAGCUUCAGCUACAGAGAGCAGGAAGUCGAAAUUUGAACUUAUCGUACAGCAAAAAGGUCAAGCAGAAGAGAAGAGGUAUUUGUGCUCGGAGUGUGAGAAAUCUUUCAAGCGGAAGGAAGAUCUCGUUACCCACCAGAGAGUCCACACCGGCGAGAAGCCCUUUGCUUGUUCCGAGUGCGGCAAAUGUUUCUCAAUUAAGCAGUGCUAUAAUGACCACAUGAAACGCCACAGAGACGUGAAGCCGUUCGCCUGCGAAGUGUGCGGGAAAGGUUUCAUAAAGCAGCGCCACCUCCUUACACACCUGAGGACUCACACGGGCGAGCGUCCCUUUUCAUGCUCUCAGUGCGGGAAGAGUUACACUCGGAAAGAUAGUCUAGUUCAGCAUCAGAAGACACACGGUCACUGA
Nanorana parkeri is the source of this 1941-nucleotide messenger RNA. RefSeq names its product gastrula zinc finger protein XlCGF26.1-like. Gene Ontology annotation, biological process: negative regulation of transcription by RNA polymerase II. NCBI's taxonomy places the organism in Eukaryota, Metazoa, Chordata, Amphibia, Anura, Dicroglossidae. The coding region runs from base 1 to 1941 and encodes 646 amino acids. The record is from RefSeq and is a predicted model, not a curated record. The transcript is spliced from 3 exons. Gene Ontology annotation, molecular function: DNA-binding transcription repressor activity, RNA polymerase II-specific.